Messenger RNA from Bicyclus anynana (squinting bush brown), 4055 nucleotides. RefSeq names its product guanylate cyclase 32E-like. Bases 1 to 3666 code for a protein of 1221 amino acids. The record is from RefSeq and is a predicted model, not a curated record. Gene Ontology annotation, molecular function: guanylate cyclase activity; protein kinase activity; peptide receptor activity. NCBI's taxonomy places the organism in Eukaryota, Metazoa, Arthropoda, Insecta, Lepidoptera, Nymphalidae. Gene Ontology annotation, biological process: cGMP biosynthetic process; receptor guanylyl cyclase signaling pathway; intracellular signal transduction. The transcript is spliced from 23 exons.
AUGAGAGUUGACACAAAUAUUGAUGUGCAAAAUGAAUGUAAAGAAAACUCUACUAAACCGCUAGUGGUGUUAAAUACGCAUAAAAAAGUCGAUUACGAUAAAAACAACUAUAACGUCGAUAUUGGUGACAGCAAUAGAUUUAAUCAUAAGAAAUGCGAUCUACUAAACGUGACUCAAGAAGAGCCAUUACAGACGAAAGAAAUUGAUUCAAUCUACAUGAGUAAUAUUCAUUCAAUUGAAACCAUGAAUCUUAUAGAGGAUCAAGUGUCUAUGGAUGACUUGGAGGUCGGAGGACUCAAUUUGUUCGACGUUGUGAAGAGUAAUUGCGGCAGUGCUGACAUCUGCCCGAGUUUUCGGAGCAACUGGAGUGAAGCGAACACUAUUACUAUCGGUUUUCUCGGCGCUUACGGAUGGAGUCAGACAAUCUUGGGCGCUCUCCCGUUGGCUGUGGCAGCCAUCAACCGAGACCCGGAUCUACUCCCAGGGUUCAAACUGCGUUUCAUAUCUGCCGACAUCGGACGACCCCGACCUACCCUGCCAUUGGAUAAAGAUAGUCUAUCUUUACGGGUGAUGACUCAAAUGCGAGACCUCGGCGUGGUGGCGUUCUUCGGGCCCGACAGCACCUGCCACACGGAGGCGAAGUUGGCCGCUGCGUGGAACCUUCCACUUAUUUCUCAUAAAUGUGCAGGAGCUCAAGGCCGAGAGGGCGGGCUGGGCGCCACGUUCGCGCGCACCCUGCCGCCGGCGCACAAGGUCAGCAAGUCGGUGGUGGCGCUGCUCAAAGCGUACGGCUGGACCAAGUUCGCCAUCGUCGCUGGUGACGAGGUGACAGCGGCUGAACAGCAAAUGGUUGCUAUUAAGGAACUGUCACAGAGCAACGGGCUCACCAUAACCGCCGAGCAUCGCUUCGCAGACUACAUCCCUCGACACAUCUCACAUAUGGAGCGGAUUGUCGAUGACACCUACGACAAGACUAGAGUCUACGUGUUCCUCGGCGAACACAUCGCCCUGGUGGACUUCGUGAACACGCUGCAACGUCGCGGGCUGCUGCAGGGCGGAGAGUACGCCGUGGUCGCCGUCGACGACGAGAUAUACGACCCCAACGACGCCGCCAUCACACACGCUGAUCAUCUGAUACAGAACAGUAGCAGCGACGUGCUGGCGUUCAGAGCUGUACUCAAGUUGACGCCUUCCUAUCCGACCAACCCUUUCUACUUGACUCUUUGCCAAAUGAUACGGAAGCUGUCUGCCGCUCCACCGUUCUGCGUGCCGAACUACCACAAGAUAUUUGACGAUACUUCGGUGCCAAUAGAAGCAGCUCAUCUGUUCGACGCGGUGACGCUGUGGGCGCGCGCCGCCACCGCCGCGCUGCAGCACAAGCUGCCGCUCACAGAUGGCGCCACUCUCGUCAAGCUGCUGCGACCGACUACCUACAGAUCAUUGCAGGGAUUUGAUGUGAUCAUGGACAGCGCAGGCGACGCGGAGGGCAACUUCUCAGUGAUCGGUGUGGUGGAGGACUCCUCGGCUCCUAGCGGCUGGAGCGCGCAGCCAGUCGCCGCCUUCCGAUACGUUAACUCCUCACAUUUGUUGCCUGAAUUCGUUGGUGGUACAAAAAUCGCCUGGAUAGGCGGUCAACCUCCAGUGGCGGAGCCAGCGUGUGGGUUCGACGGCAAGAAGUGCGACCUCCCCCACGACCCUGUGGUGCUGUCGGCUGCCGCCGCGGUAGCUGCCGCCGCCAUGCUCGCUGCUGCUCUGCUGCUGCGGCACUAUCGGUAUGAGCAGAAGCUUGCGUCGGUGCUGUGGAAGAUCGAAGCUAAGGACCUGAAGAUAAUUUCCACUGGCAACGAUAAUAAGGAUGCUACACCUCAGGAAAUGGACACGAGGCGAGCACAUACAACCAUAGCAUCCUACAGAGGGAACAUCGUAGCGGUGAAGCGUUUGAAGAAGAAAAAUAUUGACGUCACUCGGGCCAUCAAGAAGGAAUUGAAACAGAUGCGCGAACUACGUCACGAAAACCUGACUCCGUUUGUGGGAGUCUGCAUAGAGACCGGCGUAGCUUGCAUCGCCACCGCCUACUGCUCCCGAGGCUCGCUGGCCACAGUCCUGGACGACAGGGACUUGCACCUGGAUGACAUGUUCGUGGCAAGCCUGGUGGCGGACCUGUUGCGAGGCCUGACAUACCUCCAUGACUCGGCGUUGGUGUCGCAUGGGAAUUUGACGUCAAGCAACUGCUUGGUAGACAGGCGCUGGGUGUUGCAGAUUACUGACUACGGGCUGCAUACUUUGAAAAGUGGUUGCGCUGACACGGAAGAUGCCCUGCGGAUGGAGCGUCGGAUGCUGUGGCGCGCGCCGGAGCUACUGCGGGAUACCACCGCGUCGCCCAAGGGCACCCAGAAGGGAGACGUGUACUCCUUCGGGAUCAUACUGUAUGAGAUACUCGGGAGGAAUGGACCGUGGGGGGAAACUAAUCUCACUAACACAGAGAUAAUCGGGCGGGUACGUCAACCCAUCGGUGGCGUUUACUUCCGUCCGCCGCUGGGCGGAGUGGCGGCGCGACCAUCGGUGCUGGCCGUGCUGAAGUCCUGCUGGAGCGAGCGCCCGGAGCGGCGCCCUGACCUGCGGCUGGUCAGGCUGCGACUGAAGGACAUGCAUGCCGGAAUGAAAACAAACAUCUUUGACAACAUGCUGUCAAUGAUGGAGAAGUAUGCUUCGAACCUCGAAGGUCUGGUGGCGGCGCGGACUGAAGAAGUUCUGCAGGAGAAGAAGAGAACUGAUGAUCUGCUCAACAGAAUGCUACCCAGGACGGUGGCCGAAGCCCUAAAGCGCGGGGAGCCGGUCCAAGCGGAAAGCUACGACUGCGUCACCAUCUACUUCAGUGACAUCGUGGGCUUCACCAACCUGGCAGCUGUCAACACGCCGAUGCAGGUGGUAGAAAUACUCAAUGACUUGUAUACGUGCUGUGAUGAGAUCAUAUCGUUCUACAACGUGUAUAAGGUGGAAACUAUCGGAGACGCGUACAUGGUGGUGGGUGGUCUCCCGGAGAGGAGUUCGCGGCACGCAACCGAGGUGGCAUCUCUCGCGCUGCACGUGCUGGAUGCUGUGCCCAAGAUACGCGUGCGGCACAUGCCUGCAGCCCGUCUGCAUAUCAGGAUAGGUAUCCACAGCGGGCAGUGCGCGGCUGGCGUGGUGGGUAUCAAGAUGCCACGCUACUGUCUGUUCGGGGACACCGUGAACACGGCGGCGCGAAUGGAGUCUACGGGGGAGCCCCAACGCGUGCACAUCAGCAACGAAACCUACCGCCUGCUGAAACAGCAUGGCGGGUUCCGAUUCAAAGAACGGGGAAUCAUCAAUAUCAAGGGCAAGGGAGACAUGAAGACAUGGUGGCUAGUCGGUGAAGACAACGAGCGUAGGAAAAAUUCACUGUUCAAAUACCAAGCGGGAAUGAUUCCCCUACACAAGGACUCGUAUGAACACGCGCCGUGGAGCAUGGGCAAGAGUAUCCUGGACAUCCGGGAGCGGGCCCGGCUGUCGUGCGGCGGGUCGCUGGGCCCUGGCUCACUGGGCCCUGGCUCUGCGCUGUCUUCGCCGGGCCCACCUGCCUGUGCGUGCUUCGCCCCGCAGCGCGACCACCACUCCGCCCCUGCCGUUACCUUCUAUGAAGACUGACGCUAACCAAUCAAAGUAUUCCAUCCCACAGUCUACAGGUUGCUUUAGUGGAAUAAAUCAGGAACUGAGUAGCUUUAAGGGUUCAACUUGGAGUGGCAUGGCGAAGUAUUUUCUAGAUAAUAAAGGAUACAGGGUGUAUGAUAGUAAGGUUGCGGGCAACGACGAUUUCGACGAUGUGGCGAUGCGCGCGAGGUUGAUGGCGGCCAUGCAACGGUUGCGCUGUCUCGACUUCGACUAUAAUAAUUUAACGUAAUAAUUUGUUUACUUUUUAAGUAGUCUGUUUGUGAUGAUAUAAAAAAACAUUUGUAUUAAACAUGAAGCUACUGAGACUUGGAAGGCGCUAUUAUAAUAACUAUAAAGGCAUGUGCUUCUGAUUCAAAUUUAUGUAU